Gracilinanus agilis (Agile Gracile Mouse Opossum) is the source of this 7116-nucleotide messenger RNA. It is a transcript of the gene CAD, whose product is annotated as carbamoyl-phosphate synthetase 2, aspartate transcarbamylase, and dihydroorotase. The transcript has 44 exons. Gene Ontology annotation, cellular component: cytoplasm; carbamoyl-phosphate synthase complex. The record is from RefSeq and is a predicted model, not a curated record. Gene Ontology annotation, biological process: 'de novo' pyrimidine nucleobase biosynthetic process; L-glutamine metabolic process; L-arginine biosynthetic process. The coding region runs from base 1 to 6663 and encodes 2220 amino acids. Gene Ontology annotation, molecular function: aspartate carbamoyltransferase activity; hydrolase activity, acting on carbon-nitrogen (but not peptide) bonds, in cyclic amides; carbamoyl-phosphate synthase (glutamine-hydrolyzing) activity. Lineage: Eukaryota; Metazoa; Chordata; Mammalia; Didelphimorphia; Didelphidae.
AUGGCGGCCCUGGUGCUAGAGGAUGGGUCGGUCCUGCGGGGCCAGCCCUUCGGCGCGGCCGUAUGCGCCGCAGGGGAAGUGGUGUUCCAGACUGGCAUGGUGGGCUACCCCGAGGCCCUUACCGAUCCCUCCUACAAAGCCCAGAUCUUGGUCCUGACGUAUCCACUCGUGGGCAACUAUGGCAUCCCCCCAGAUGAGGAAGACGAGUUCAGCCUCAGCCAGUGGUUUGAAUCAUCAGGAAUUCAUGUGGCAGGACUCGUGGUGGGAGAAUGCUGUUCUACACCUAGCCACUGGAGUGCCACCCGAACCUUGCACCAAUGGCUGGAGGAACAUGGUAUACCUGGUCUCCAAGGAGUUGAUACUAGGGAACUGACAAAGAAGUUGCGGGAACAAGGAUCACUUCUGGGAAAGCUGGUGCAGGAUGGGAUAGAGCCUUCAUCCCUACCAUUUUUGGAUCCCAAUGCUCGAGCUCUUGUACCUGAGGUUUCCAUUAAGGAACCAAGGAUAUACAAUGCACGGGGGUCUCCACGAAUUCUUGCUCUGGAUUGUGGGCUCAAAUACAGUCAGAUCCGAUGUCUGUGCCAGCGUGGGGCUGAGGUCACUGUGGUGCCCUGGGACUACAAAUUAGAUAGUCAUGAGUAUGAAGGUCUGUUCCUAAGUAAUGGUCCUGGAGACCCUGCCUCUUGCCCCAAUGUGGUAUCUAUGCUGAGCCGUGUCCUUUCUGAGCCAGACCCCCGACCUGUCUUCGGUAUCUGCCUGGGUCACCAGCUGUUGGCCUUAGCCAUUGGUGCCAAGACUUACAAGAUGAGGUAUGGCAACCGUGGCCACAACCAGCCAUGCUUGCUAAAGGGCUCUGGACGGUGUUUCUUAACAUCUCAGAAUCAUGGUUUUGCAGUGGAAACAGACUCUCUGCCACCAGGCUGGACCCCUCUUUUCACAAACGCCAAUGAUCAUUCCAAUGAAGGCAUUGUACAUGAGACCCUGCCCUUCUUCAGCGUCCAGUUCCACCCUGAGCACCGAGCCGGCCCCUCUGAUAUGGAGUUGCUUUUUGACAUCUUCCUGGAGACCGUGAAGGAGAACAGGACUGGGGGCAAGACAGUUCGUGAAAGGUUAAUGGAGCGUCUCUGUCCCUCGGGUACCCCCACCCUAGGAGACAUGCCUCCAUCUCCCCGAAAAGUGCUGAUCCUGGGCUCAGGGGGUCUCUCCAUUGGCCAGGCUGGAGAGUUUGACUACUCUGGCUCUCAGGCAAUCAAGGCCCUAAAAGAGGAAAAUAUUCAAACACUACUGAUAAAUCCUAAUAUUGCCACCGUGCAAACCUCCCAGGGACUGGCGGACAAAGUCUAUUUCUUGCCUAUUACUCCUCAUUAUGUGACUCAGGUUAUUCGUAAUGAGCGUCCAGAUGGUGUGUUACUGACAUUUGGGGGCCAGACAGCACUGAAUUGUGGUGUGGAACUGACUAAGGCUGGGGUUCUGGCCCGGUAUGGAGUACGGGUCCUAGGCACCCCUGUAGAGACAAUUGAGCUGACUGAGGAUCGGCGUGCUUUUGCAUCAAGGAUGGCAGAGAUUGGAGAGCAUGUGGCCCCCAGUGAGGCUGCAAACUCCCUGGAACAGGCACAAGCUGCUGCAGAACGAUUGGGGUACCCGGUCCUGGUACGUGCUGCCUUUGCCCUAGGUGGCCUUGGCUCCGGCUUUGCUUCCAGCAGAGAAGAACUCUCCUCUCUGGUGGCGCCAGCCUUUGCUCACACUAGCCAAGUGCUGGUGGACAAGUCCCUCAAGGGAUGGAAAGAAAUAGAGUAUGAAGUGGUGAGAGAUGCCUAUGGCAACUGUGUCACGGUAUGUAACAUGGAGAAUCUAGACCCACUGGGCAUUCACACUGGUGAAUCUAUAGUUGUGGCCCCAAGCCAGACACUAAAUGACAGGGAAUAUCAGCUAUUGCGACAGACUGCUAUCAAGGUGACUCAACACCUGGGCAUUGUUGGGGAGUGCAAUGUACAAUAUGCCUUGAACCCCGAGUCUGAACAGUACUAUAUCAUUGAAGUGAAUGCAAGACUGUCUCGCAGUUCAGCCCUUGCCAGUAAAGCCACUGGUUAUCCUCUGGCCUAUGUAGCAGCCAAGCUGGCUUUGGGUAUCUCCCUGCCUGAACUCAGAAACUCGGUAACUGGAGGUACUGCUGCUUUUGAGCCCAGCCUGGAUUACUGCGUGGUUAAGGUCCCUCGAUGGGACCUCAGCAAGUUCCUCCGAGUUAGCACAAGGAUUGGAAGCUGCAUGAAGAGUGUUGGUGAGGUCAUGGCUAUUGGACGUGGGUUCGAGGAGGCAUUCCAAAAGGCCUUGCGCAUGGUGGAUGAGAACUGUGUUGGCUUUGAUCACACGAUGAAACCCGUCAGUGACAUGGAGCUGGAAACACCAACUGACAAGCGGAUCUUUGUGGUAGCAGCUGCCUUGUGGGCAGGAUAUACCAUAGACCGACUGUAUGAGCUUACUCGCAUUGAUCGCUGGUUCCUGCAGUGCAUGAAACGCAUUAUAGAACACACUCGGAAACUAGAGGAGCACCGUGGGCAGCCCUUGCCCCCUGAUUUGCUGCACCAGGCCAAGCGCCUUGGCUUUUCCGACAAGCAGAUCGCCCUUGCAGUACUCAGCACAGAGCUGGCCGUACGAAAACUACGGCAGGAGCUGGGCAUCUGUCCAGCGGUCAAGCAGAUUGAUACGGUGGCAGCAGAGUGGCCAGCUCAAACCAACUAUCUGUACCUGACUUAUGGGGGCACCACCCAUGACCUGGCUUUCCACGCUCCCCACGUCCUGGUCUUGGGCUCUGGCGUCUACCGAAUUGGCUCCAGUGUGGAAUUUGACUGGUGUGCCGUGGGCUGCAUCCGGCAGCUGCGCAAGAUGGGGUAUAAGACUAUUAUGGUGAACUAUAACCCUGAGACAGUCAGUACUGACUAUGACAUGUGUGACCGGCUCUACUUUGAUGAGAUCUCUUUUGAGGUAGUGAUGGAUAUCUAUGAGCUAGAAAACCCUGAGGGUGUAAUCCUCUCCAUGGGAGGUCAGUUGCCCAACAACAUGGCCAUGGCCCUGCAUAGGCAGCAGUGCCGGGUCCUUGGCACAUCCCCAGAAGCCAUCGAUUCUGCUGAGAACAGAUUCAAGUUUUCCCGGCUUCUUGACACGAUUGGCAUCAGUCAGCCUCAGUGGCGAGAACUCAGUGACUUGGAGUCUGCUCGAGAGUUCUGCCACACUGUGGGGUACCCUUGUGUCGUCCGUCCAUCCUACGUGCUGAGUGGUGCUGCUAUGAAUGUGGCCUAUACUGAUGGAGACCUGGAGCGAUUUCUGAGCAGUGCAGCAGCUGUCUCCAAAGAGCACCCCGUGGUCAUCUCCAAGUUCAUCCAAGAGGCCAAGGAAAUCGAUGUGGAUGCUGUGGCCUGUGAUGGCAUGGUGGUAGCUGUAGCUAUCUCAGAGCAUGUGGAGAAUGCAGGGGUGCACUCAGGGGAUGCCACUUUGGUGACUCCUCCACAAGACAUCACGCCCAAGACAUUGGAAAGGAUCAAAGCAAUUGUUCACGCUGUGGGUCAAGAGCUGCAGGUCACAGGGCCUUUCAAUCUUCAGCUCAUUGCCAAGGAUGACCAGCUCAAGGUUAUUGAGUGCAAUGUCCGUGUCUCUCGGUCCUUCCCCUUUGUCUCUAAGACACUUGGAGUAGAUCUGGUAGCCCUGGCUACCCGAAUCAUCAUGGGUGAGGAGGUGGAGCCUGUUGGGCUCAUGGCUGGAACUGGAGUAGUGGGAGUUAAGGUGCCCCAGUUCUCAUUCUCACGUCUGGCAGGAGCAGAUGUGGUGCUGGGUGUAGAGAUGACCAGCACCGGAGAGGUGGCUGGCUUUGGGGAGAGCCGCUGUGAGGCCUACCUCAAGGCUAUGCUGAGCACCGGCUUCAAGAUCCCCAAGAAGAAUAUCCUGCUGACUAUUGGUAGUUAUAAGAACAAGAGUGAGCUGCUUCCUACAGUGAGGCUGUUGGAGAGUCUAGGCUAUAGCUUAUAUGCCAGUUUGGGCACAGCAGACUUCUACACUGAGCAUGGUGUCAAGGUUACAGCCGUGGACUGGCACUUUGAGGAGGCAGUUGAAGGUGAAUGUCCUCCACAACGAAGCAUCCUGGAACAGUUGGCAGAAAACCACUUUGAACUGGUCAUCAACCUGUCAAUGCGAGGGGCAGGGGGUCGACGCCUCUCCUCCUUUGUAACCAAGGGCUACCGGACCCGUCGCCUGGCUGCUGACUUUUCUGUGCCACUCAUCAUUGACAUCAAGUGCACUAAGCUAUUCGUAGAGGCAUUGGGCCAGAUUGGGCCAGCUCCUCCCCUGAAGGUUCAUGUUGACUGUAUGACCUCACAGAAACUUGUACGUCUGCCAGGGCUGAUUGAUGUACAUGUGCACCUACGGGAACCAGGUGGUACUCACAAGGAGGACUUUGCUUCAGGCACAGCGGCUGCCCUAGCUGGUGGGGUCACCAUGGUGUGUGCUAUGCCCAACACCCGACCUCCCAUCAUAGAUGCCCCAGCCCUUGCCCUUGCACAGAAGUUGGCAGAAACAGGGGCCCGCUGUGACUAUGCCUUAUUUCUUGGGGCCUCGUCAGAGAAUGCAGGAACCCUGGGUGCUGUGGCUGGAGCAGCUGCAGGAUUGAAACUCUAUCUCAAUGAGACAUUCUCUGAACUUCGACUGGACAGCAUCUCCCAUUGGAUGGAGCACUUUGAGACAUGGCCGCACCAUCUCCCCAUUGUGGCUCAUGCAGAACGACAGACCGUAGCUGCCAUCCUUAUGGUAGCCCAGUUGGCUCAGCGACCUGUCCACAUCUGCCACGUGGCCCGGAAGGAGGAGAUCCUAUUAAUUAAAGCUGCAAAGGCACGGGGGGUCCCAGUGACCUGUGAGGUGGCCCCCCACCAUCUCUUCCUGAGCCAAGCAGACCUGGAGCGCCUGGGACCUGGGAAAGGAGAAGUCCGGCCUGAGCUUGGCACCCUUGAGGACGUGGAGGCUCUCUGGGAGAACAUGGCCAUCAUCGACUGCUUUGCCUCAGACCAUGCUCCUCACACCCUGGAAGAAAAAUCUGGGUCCAAGCCUCCCCCUGGCUUCCCAGGCCUGGAGACAAUGCUCCCGUUACUGCUAACAGCCGUGAGCGAGGGCCGGCUCAGCCUGGAUGACCUGCUGCAGAAGCUGCACCACAAUCCCCGGCGGAUCUUUCACUUGCCCCAGCAGGAGGACACCUAUGUUGAGGUGGAUCUGGAGCAUGAAUGGACCAUCCCCAGCCACAUGCCCUUCUCCAAGGCACACUGGACACCUUUUGAAGGACAGCGAGUAAAGGGCACAAUCCGGCGAGUUGUCCUUCGAGGGGAGGUUGCCUACAUUGAUGGCCAGGUACUAGUGCCUCCUGGCUACGGGCAAGACGUGAGGAAGUGGCCUCAAGGCCCAGUGCCUCAGCACCUGCCUUCAGCCCCACCCAGUGAGAGCAUCAAGACUCCAGAAAGACCCCGACGUGGCCUCCCAGGCCAUCCUGAUGGGCGAUUCCAUCUCCCACCUCGAAUCCACCGAGCUUCUGACCCUGGCCUUCCAGCUGAAGAGCCCAAGGAGAAACCCUCCCGCAAGACAGUGGAGCCAGAUCUCGCAGGAACUCCUGAUAGCUGCUGCUACCCUCCUCCAGUGCCUAGGCAGGCCUCACCCCAGAACUUGGGUACUCCUAGCCUGUUGCAUACUCAGACUUCACCCUUGCUGCAUUCUCUAGUUGGCCAGCAUAUACUGUCUGUUCGUCAGUUUACCAAAGAUCAGAUGUCCCACCUGUUCAAUGUGGCACACACCCUGCGGAUGAUGGUCCAGAAGGAACGGAGCAUAGACAUUCUCAAGGGCAAGGUCAUGGCCUCCAUGUUUUAUGAAGUGAGCACUCGUACCAGCAGUUCCUUUGCAGCAGCCAUGGCCCGGCUCGGAGGCUCUGUGCUCAACUUCUCUGAAGCUACAUCGUCUGUCCAGAAGGGAGAAUCUCUAGCAGACUCUGUCCAGACCAUGAGCUGCUAUGCCGAUGUUGUUGUGCUUCGGCACCCCCAGCCUGGAGCUGUGGAGCUGGCAGCCAAACACUGCCGGAGGCCAGUGAUCAAUGCUGGGGAUGGAGUAGGAGAGCACCCAACCCAGGCCUUGCUGGAUGUCUUUACCAUUCGAGAGGAGCUAGGAACUGUCAAUGGCAUGACGAUCACCAUGGUAGGAGAUCUCAAGCACGGACGGACAGUACACUCCCUUGCCUGCCUGCUCACACAGUAUCGGGUCAGCCUUCGCUAUGUGGCACCCCCCAGCCUGCGCAUGCCACCGGAUGUCUUGUCUUUUGUAGCUUCCAGAGGGACUAAGCAGGAGGAAUUUGAGAGCAUUGAGGAGGCCCUACCUGACACAGAUGUCCUUUAUAUGACUCGAAUUCAGAAGGAACGGUUUGGUUCCACCCAGGAGUAUGAAGCUUGCUUUGGCCAGUUCAUCCUCACACCCCACAUCAUGACCCGGGCCAAGAAGAAGAUGGUGGUGAUGCACCCGAUGCCUCGGGUCAACGAGAUCAGUGUGGAGGUGGACUCUGAUCCCCGAGCUGCCUACUUCCGGCAGGCUGAGAACGGCAUGUACAUGCGGAUGGCCCUCCUUGCUACUGUAUUGGGUCGCUACUAGAGCCUGGCUCUAAACAGCUUCUCUCUGCUGCUCCUGCCACUGGGCAAGGAUUCCUGGUGCCCCCCACGGGGGCAGCACAUUUAAUGUGAGACUGUGGGGCAGCCCCAGUGACAGAUCCAUACAGACUUGCACCUGUACUCAAGGCUCUGGGCUGGGACUUGUUCAGCUUGGGGAUGUAGUGGGGUGUCAGAUGCUAGGGUCUCCACCUUCCCUUGUCCACACCCCUUGUUCCCUAUGUGUACAGUAACUUUUCUAUUACCCGAUCUCAGAGCCAUUUCCCAGAUUUAAUAAACAGCUGAGCUGCCUCUAUCUGUCCUCCUUUUCCAGUCUGCCCUUGCCUCUAAAGGGAGGGGAUUUCUCCCUAUGCCAAGUGCAUAGGACCCACAUCAUCAUCCCACACUCGUGAUUCCUGUUGCUUUUUGUGGAAUAAAAACUCAGUACUCUGCACUUAGG